Molecule: messenger RNA, 630 nt
Organism: Acaulospora colombiana
Lineage: Eukaryota; Fungi; Glomeromycota; Glomeromycetes; Diversisporales; Acaulosporaceae
Source: the annotation of a GenBank genome assembly
AUGUAUAAUAAACCCCGGGUUAAAAGUUUGAUCUCAAUUUUCCUGAUUCUCUCCAUCUUGCUCGCGGAAUUUCCCUUCUUCGCACAUGCGCUAUCUUCUAUUGAAUCGACCGAGGAUGUGCCAUCAACAUCACCACCAUCCCCCAUCACCACUCCGGAAUCUCUGAAAUCACCGAUAAUAACCAGCGCCGUCACCGAAAUCAUAACAACCGAAAUCAUAGAAACCCUCCCGCCCUCGUCGGAUCCGGAUUCGGAUCUCACACCCAGGAGCAUUUCGCUGUCAUCAAUGCCAUCACCAACGACAACCAGCACCGUCACCAAAAUCGUUACAAUUUUACCCAGUUCCAUACAAUUUUCGGGAACUGAAACCAUAGAAGCCUUCUCGUUCCCGUCGGGUCCCGGUUACGCACCCACGAGCAUUUCGUUGUCAUCAAUGCCAUUAUCAGCUAUAAGAGUCACCAGAAAGACCACUCCGACUGAAUCACACUAUGCGGUUCAUUUCACCCCCACAAAUGUUCCCCUCUCGCGAAACGCUUUUUCUUCGAACUCUUUCCCCAUUGGAAAUUAUUUUAGUUCACAUGUCAUUAUAAUUUGUUGGUUAGUUAUCACGAUUUCUUGGGUUUCAAUUUAA